AUGACUAUUAUUCCUGUUAGUAACUGCUACGAACUGUGUAUUUCGCAGGAAGUCACCGUUGACGAUAUGGCCGGUCGAUCCAUGCCGUUCAGUGAUAUGGCGGCCGAGGCACCAAGGAAUGACAACAUGGGAGGUUGCGCGACAGGCAUUCGAUGGUUCGACCAUGAGGACGGACGGCGGACUGGACAGCGGAUCUCCUCC
Messenger RNA from Ostertagia ostertagi, 201 nucleotides. The record is from the annotation of a GenBank genome assembly. NCBI's taxonomy places the organism in Eukaryota, Metazoa, Nematoda, Chromadorea, Rhabditida, Trichostrongylidae.